Rubroshorea leprosula is the source of this 2074-nucleotide messenger RNA. NCBI's taxonomy places the organism in Eukaryota, Viridiplantae, Streptophyta, Magnoliopsida, Malvales, Dipterocarpaceae. The record is from the annotation of a GenBank genome assembly.
GACAAAACGUUUCAUGCGGCCAGUUUCUCCAAAGCUCUCGGAAACAGAUCUGAGCUCUUUUCUUCACCGGCGGCAUGAGGAAUUUCAACUUCUUCGAGAGAGUUUCGAGAGCUUACAAUGAUCAUCCUACUCUCUUCAGACUCGUCGCCCUCUCCACAAUCGCAAUCAGUGGUGGGAGCAUUGUUUAUGCAGAGGCAAAUAUAGGAAGCGGAGGACGUGCUGUUGUUGAUCCUACCAAGAAGAAGAAGGUGGUUGUGCUUGGAACUGGUUGGGCAGGGAUGAGUUUCCUGAAGAAUCUGAAUAAUCCCUCAUAUGAGGUUGAAGUGGUAUCUCCUCGCAAUUACUUUGCAUUCACUCCUUUGCUGCCGAGUGUUACGUGCGGUACAGUGGAAGGUCGCAGCAUUGUCGAGCCAAUUCGCAAUAUAAUCGGAAAGAAAAAAUAUGAUGCUCGUUACUGGGAAGCUGAAUGCUACAAGAUAGAUCCAGUGGAAAAGAAAGUUUACUGUCGUACUGCUGCUGAAUUGGAUGGGAAGAAAGAAUUCUCUGUAGACUAUGACUACCUUGUCAUAGCCAUGGGUGCUCGGGUUAACACAUUCAAUACUCCCGGUGUUGAGGAAAAUUGCCAUUUCCUAAAGGAAGUUGAAGAGGCUCAGAAUAUUCGUAAGAAUCUUAUUGAUUCCUUUGAGAAGGCAAGCCUCCCAAAUUUAAGCGAGGAAGACAGGAAGAGAAUCCUUCAUUUUGUGGUUGUUGGUGGUGGUCCAACAGGGGUUGAGUUUGCUGCACAACUUCAUGAUUUUGUCAAUGAUGAUUUGGUAAAACUAUAUCCUAAGGUGAAGGACCAUGUAAAGAUAACACUUCUGGAGGCAACAGAUCAUAUUUUGAACAUGUUUGAUAAGAGAAUUACAGCUUUUGCUGAAGGGAAGUUCCAAAGAGAUGGUAUUGAUGUGAAAUUAGGCUCAAUGGUUGUGAAAGUUACUGAUAAAGAAAUUUCUACAAAAGCAAGGAGUAAUGGUGAAACUUUUUCUAUGCCCUAUGGCUUGUGCCUCUGGUCAACUGGUAUCGGCCCUCGUCCUGUGAUAAAGGAAUUUAUGCAGCAAAUUGGGCAGGGUAAUAGGCGUGCUUUAGCAACUGAUGAAUGGCUGCGAGUUGAAGGAUAUAAUAACAUUUAUGCACUUGGUGACUGUGCAACAAUUAACCAGCGGAAAGUCAUGGAAGAUAUCUCUGCUAUUUUCAGCAAGGCCGACAAGGAUAAGUCUGGCACACUCACAGUCAAAGAAUUUAAAGAAGUGAUUGCUGAUAUUUGUGAAAGAUAUCCUCAAGUGGAGCUUUAUCUGAAGAAAAAGCAGAUGCGCGACAUUGUUGAUCUGUUGAAGGAAGUUAAGGGCGACGCUGCUAAAGAAACAAUUGAAGUGAGCAUCGAAGAAUUCAAAUCAGCUCUCUCUCAAGUUGAUUCCCAGAUGAAAAAUCUUCCUGCUACAGCACAGGUUGCAAACCAGCAAGGUGCCUACCUCGCUAAAUGUUUUAACCGCACCGAAGAAUGUGAACAGAAUCCUGAAGGUCCUAUUAGAUUCAGAGGAGAAGGUCGUCACCGCUUCCAUCCAUUUAGAUAUAGGCAUUUGGGACAAUUUGCUCCGUUGGGAGGGGAACAAACAGCUGCACAACUCCCUGGGGAUUUGGUUUCUAUUGGUCAUAGUUCCCAGUGGCUCUGGUACUCUGUCUAUGCAAGCAAGCAAGUAAGCUGGCGCACAAGGGCAUUGGUGGUAUCAGACUGGUUCAGACGUUUUAUCUUUGGGAGGGAUUCUAGUCGCAUUUAAGCAGCUGUCAGACCUAUAGAUUUACAACUAGCUGGAAUUGCAGUUCCAUCCAGUUUUACUAUUUUGAGUUUCCAAGAAAGUUUUCCAGUUUGCUUAUUCAUUUCUAAUAAUCAAGCACGAGAGUCUAUUGGCAGUAACUAAUUCCACUUGCCAGAACUUACAGAUUGAUUAAUUUGAUUUUUUGGUUAGAAGAAACUACAGAAAGAUUUUUGUAGUGGUAUUUUAUAGAGUUAAUAUUGGGAUCGGUACAUCCAACGUUU